Messenger RNA from Cyprinodon variegatus (sheepshead minnow), 2399 nucleotides. RefSeq names its product NXPE family member 3-like. The transcript is spliced from 9 exons. The record is from RefSeq and is a predicted model, not a curated record. The coding region runs from base 139 to 2070 and encodes 643 amino acids. NCBI's taxonomy places the organism in Eukaryota, Metazoa, Chordata, Actinopteri, Cyprinodontiformes, Cyprinodontidae.
UCCAGUCCCAUGGCCCCUGCGCUUCUCGGCCCUGUGGACGCAGGGGGAAUCCUAGCAAUUUGCGCCCUCUCUGCCGGGAGUCCCGGACGGCAGCUGAUGACGUGGAUCUGCCGAUUUCUGUCAGGAUCGGUUUGACAAAUGCCAGUUUACAGACUGAAUUUUACAGAGGAACUGAGAGGAGGUUGCUGUGGGCCAUUGUUGUCGCUGCCUCAGAUCAGUGACAAGAACUUCACUGCAGAAUGUGUGAGGGAGCACAAUGAAGCCCACUCAGCUGUCAGCCCAUCUUCGAGCAAAAUGCUUUACAUGGGCCAGAUCCAGUCAGCACUGAUAAUGGGAGGCCAAGUUUUAAGGUUUAAACAUUUUCUUCAGAAGUUCAGUUUCUUUCUGUUCUUGAUGUUUGCUGUAUGGUUCAUGUACUACAGUAGCAACUUCCCUGAUCACAUAACUUGUAAACCAACAGAGUUAAAGAAGAAAUUCCAGACAACUAAGGCUCCGGUACUGCAUAACAUAACUUUGAAAGAUCAUACUGAGCUCCCUACGCCUCUCAGUGUCUGCUCGUUUCAUUCUGUGUUACCAGAGGAUGUUUCUGAGUUAGAAUUUUUGAAGGAGUCUAUUGCCUGGCCUGAAACACCAUCUCUACCAUCUAACUUUUCUCUGAAUGACACAAGUGAUCCUGCUCACAGCACCUUCACCAUUAUUCCAAAAGAUGGUGGUGGAAGUUGGCACGUAGGAGAUCAACUGAAGGUUUUGAUAAAAAUUGCUGACUUCCAUAGUCGCCCAAAGAAGUCAGGGGGAGACGUUCUUCUUGCUCGGCUACACAGCCCUACUCUUCAUGCAGGCGUGGCAGGGCAAGUGGUGGAUCAUCUCAAUGGUUCCUACACUGCUGUAUUCUCUUUACUCUGGGAAGGAAGUGCACAAGUGGAGGUAACCCUGGUCCACCCCAGCGAGGCAGUCACAGUGCUACAGCAAAUCACACAAGAGCAGCCUGCUAGAAUUUCUUUUAAAAGCAUCUUCGGCUCAGGUUCUGUCACUGAAACUGCCACAUGUAAUGUGUGCCUAAAGUCUCCCCCGGAGCAGCUGUGCAACUUCACUGACAUCCGCACAGGCGAGCCUUGGUUCUGCUACAAGCCAAAGAAACUUAAAUGUGAGGACAGGCUCGACCAUUCAUUUGAAGGAUUCAGUCAAAAUCUAAAACCAAUGGAGGACAAGCUUUUUCAAAGGGAAGUCAACAUGAAAGUCUUCCUUCAAGCAUCAGGGCCUUCUAACAUCACUAUUUUUCCCAAGCUAAAAGAUCUGAAGGAAACAGUUUUCAGAAACACAUCAGGGGGAAGUGAUAUGACUCAGCCUUCAGGUUAUUACUAUCAGGGAACAUGGCAAGCACUAGAAAGCACCACAGUUCACCAGUUUACCAACAGCUCUGCUAUUAGCCAGUGUCUAAAAGGCAAGGUGCUUCACCUAUACGGAGACUCCACCAUCAGGCAGUGGUUUGAAUAUUUACUCACAUCAACAGAAGAUCUCAAGAAGUUUGACCUCAAAACGGCAAAGCAGACAGGACCUUUUAUUGCCUUGGAUUAUACAAAGAACACCAUGGUGACAUUCAACUGCCAUGCUCCUCCCAUCCGUUUUGGUAACUUGCCAGUCAGUCUCCAACAUUAUGUUGCCAAUGAACUGGACAAUGUAGUUGGAGGCACAGACACUGCCAUAGUCAUUGGAGUCUGGUCACACUUCAGUACUUUCCCUGUUGAGGUCUACAUCCGUCGCCUUCUGAGCAUAAGGAAGGCAGUAUUACGACUGUUAAACAGGGCGCCAGGUACGGUGAUCAUCAUCCGGACUCCUAAUCCCAAAGCUUUGACACUCUAUGAGACACUAACCAACAGUGACUGGUUUUCACUUCAGCAAUACAAAUUACUCAGGAUUAUAUUUAAAGGGGUGAAUGUUAAAAUUGUUGAUGCUUGGGAGAUGACUGUGGCCCACCACCUGCCACACAACCUCCACCCACAGCCACCUAUAAUAAUGAAUAUGGUAAAUGUUGUUUUGUCCCACAUAUGUGGCUCUGAAGGGAAGAUUUAAAAAACCCUACAAGAAUUGUAAAUAAAGUAAGGCAAGAGAUAGUUUAGACAUUGUUGUAUGUAGGAUUUUAAAAUUUAUAAACAGGGGCAAGUUUUUAGAGGUGCUAAACACUAUACAAUGUACCAAUCUUUCACCUAAUUUUCAUACCACGCAAGCUGGAAUUUUUGCUCAAAAUCCUCAGACUCUGGUGGGUUUUUCCAAUGUUGUUGAACUGCUCUCACUCACCGUCUCAAUCUUGAUCCUCUACUCAUAUCUCUUUCUCCUUCGCUUUUUCUACAGUCGACCAAAAGACGUUCUUUACAUGUAUGAAGUUCACUUUAAUAAAACAA